AUGGCUGGUGGUGUCACAACAAAGGACACUGCAGGGCUGGAGAGGCUGCGGCAGGCGCCGGGUCUGCAGUCCCCACCGCGGCAAGGACAGCUGCAGGGUCACCCCUCUGCCUUUCUAACCUGGUUGCUCUCUGUCUGCAGGUCAAGUUGCCCGCUCGGAAGCCAUGCUUGGAUUUUAAUAGCCAUGUUCCACCUAGCCAUGGACCUCUCCAGCUGCCAGGAGGGCAGUGCUCCAGGCUGCAGCGGGGACACGCAGCCCCCAGCUUGUCUCUCCCAGGCCACAGGUCUGGCUGUUCAUCAGAUAAUCACUAUUACCGUGUCCCUCAUCAUGGUCAUAGCUGCUCUGAUAACAACUCUUGUCUUAAAAAAUUGCUGCGCGCAGAGCGGGCGCCCGCGGCGCAACAGCCACCAGCGCAAGCUGGAGCAGCAGGAGGAGAGCUGCCAGAACCUCACCGACUUCGCCCCCGCCCGCGUGCCCAGCGCCCUCGACAUCUUCACCGCCUACAACGAGACCCUCCCGUGCUCCCACGACUGCGGCCGCGGCCCCGUGCCCGUCUACGCGGAGGAGGCCUUGCGCUCGCCCGGGGAUUACAAAACCACCUACAAUGGAAACAGACCCUCUUCUUCUGACCGGCAUCUUAUUCCUGUGGCCUUUGUGUCUGAGAAAUGGUUUGAAAUCUCCUGCUGACUGGCCGAAGCCUGUUUGACUCUUGGGAGCAGGGCAGACGCCAUCGGGCUGUUUCCUGGAUUCCAUUGGUGAACCUGUAAAAAAUAUACAAAAAUAAUGGGUUACCUGUACCUACCAUUUCUGUUUACCAGUAGGAGACUCGAAGAGCAGCAUUCUAUGGGCCAAAUAUAUUUUUAUACAAAUGAACACGCCUGUAGGUAACUGCGUUUCUCAAAGAGCGCGUUUUUGGGAGAAAGGCAAAAUGUGUGAGCAGAGAACCCAGUGGAGGAAGAGGAACCAGCAAGGGACUGAGAGGGAAGGACCGAGCGCCUGGAGCCUGGACGGGGACUGUGACUCUGAACCUGUGCCAAUAAUACCAAUAUGUGCCAUGAACCGAUGCAGAGACUUCGUGAGAAGCCGAAGCCAAGCUGAUAACGCCUGGAAACGUUGUGGAGUAUGAGUGGGGCAUCUCUUCUGGUGGGGUCAUCCAUCCUGGUCCAUACACAUACAUACAAUAUAUGUAGAGAGAAAAUAUAUAUAUAUACACACACACACACACAAACACUUUUUGUACUGUAGCAAUUUUUGAAGAUCUUAAAUACUCAUUUUUAAAGAAGA
This is a messenger RNA of Chaetura pelagica (chimney swift), 1284 nucleotides long. It is a transcript of the gene AJAP1, whose product is annotated as adherens junctions associated protein 1. NCBI's taxonomy places the organism in Eukaryota, Metazoa, Chordata, Aves, Apodiformes, Apodidae. Gene Ontology annotation, molecular function: beta-catenin binding. Bases 1 to 687 code for a protein of 228 amino acids. The transcript has 7 exons. The record is from RefSeq and is a predicted model, not a curated record. Gene Ontology annotation, cellular component: plasma membrane; cytoplasmic side of plasma membrane; cell-cell contact zone.